ACGGAACAAGUCUGUCCAACUUCAAAAUUAGUCCCCACAGUAGCUUUUUGUUCCUACCAGGAGACGUUACUGGUCGUGGAAUAAAUUCUACGCUCCAACAGCUCCAUCUUCCGGAGGUGCAAAUUCAUUUGCAUUUAGGUUUUCCAAGUUAUUUUUGACUUUGUCAAAAGUCAGUGAAUGCAAAUGGCGAAACAAUUAAUUCACUGCAAGUUUCGGGAAGCCUCUGGUGACCUUCUCAUGGAUUUUCUUAUUAAUCUUAACAAAAGAAACAAAGAAAACCUCAGCAGUUUAUCGAAAUGUAACGGAGUAUUCAAAGAUAAAAGAGUCGUUGAGUACAUCCUUCUGAUAACCAGAGAAAUGAGACUCGAUCCACUGGUUGGAUACCAUGCAAUUGAAUUAUUUCAAAGAUUCAUGGUCAAGCACCUUAUGAAUUUGUUCAAUGCCCACACAUCAGCUGGUGUUCAGCCGAGAAGACACAAGGAUGCAAGGACGUUUUUUGACAAGAUCAAGGAGAAAUUCCCAAUCCUAAUCUUCUCCUGCGUCCAACUUGCGAGCAAACUGUCAUUGUACAGUCAGAUGAUCAACAACAAGACUGCUGUACAGUUCCUGCAUUCAGUUGGCAUCAGCGUUUCCACACAGUCUCUCUUCAAUUCAGAGAUGAUGAUCUUGAAAGCGCUUGAAUUCAGACUGCAUGUCCCAAAUCCUCUGACGUACAUGGAAAUACUUCUGGAGGUACUUGGACACAAUGAGCCAUCCAUCCAUGUGGAGCGCCUGUAUGACAUGGGCCAUCAUGUUCUUCAGUUUGUCAGCCUACAGCGGACUCCCAUCUACGAGACAUUGUUAAAGACAAUCAGUCAAUGUCUCAACCCAACCAGAGAACAGAGAGAGAAGUUUGCGACAGUGACUGACGACAACAUGCUUCUUGGUGUCACUGUCAUUGCUGUGGCUACGUUCAUCCUCUAUGUCAAAAAGUGGGAACAGGUUGUGGGAGAACUGAGCCAUAUCACAGGAAUCUCAAAGAGGAGCAUCAGCGAUUUUACUCAUGUGAUAGUGAUGCAGAUCAAUGGAUCCAGUUCCCAUGUGACAUCAGCUUGAGUCUGAAUAAAACUCACUCCCUAAAACUG
Molecule: messenger RNA, 1124 nt
Organism: Solea senegalensis (Senegalese sole)
Lineage: Eukaryota; Metazoa; Chordata; Actinopteri; Pleuronectiformes; Soleidae
Gene: cntd1
Product: cyclin N-terminal domain containing 1
Exons: 7
Coding region: 178-1095 (305 amino acids)
Biological process (GO): reciprocal meiotic recombination
Cellular component (GO): site of double-strand break
Source: RefSeq, a predicted model, not a curated record